This is a messenger RNA of Leopardus geoffroyi (Geoffroy's cat), 6361 nucleotides long. It is a transcript of the gene LRRC55, whose product is annotated as leucine rich repeat containing 55. Gene Ontology annotation, cellular component: extracellular matrix. Bases 1320 to 2276 code for a protein of 318 amino acids. Gene Ontology annotation, molecular function: protein binding. NCBI's taxonomy places the organism in Eukaryota, Metazoa, Chordata, Mammalia, Carnivora, Felidae. The record is from RefSeq and is a predicted model, not a curated record. The transcript has 3 exons.
AUUCUCUUCUCUCUCUUCUUGGUGGGGUCCAUAGCCAGCUCUCCUGUUGCUCAGAGAUGUGGAGGCAGUUGCUAAGAGACAGCGAAACGUCAGUACCUGGCCCUCGAGGAAAAAAGGGAGCGAAAAAGGGAGAGAGGAGGGGGAGAGAGGAAAGGAAGGCGGAGGGAGGGGAAGACCUGGCGGAAGCCUCAUACCCCAGCAGCCUCAGCACCAGCUGAGUUUCGGGAAGAAGCAUUCAGAGGAUUCUGUGAACUUUCUUCUAAGCAUCCUCUCUCAGAUUCCCCGUUUGAGUAAAAGAAGGGGACCGGCCAGGCACCAGGAGCACAGGACAGGAAACCACAGAGGAUGCUGCCCCGGGAUCCAGGAGCCAUGGAGAACGAGAAGCCGGGGGAAGGGAAGUGCCGGGGAGGCAAUCUGUUCUAAAGCAGCAAGCGGGAUUCCAGGAUGAGGGAGGGAGACCCACGUCUGCUGCAGAUUGAUGGCUGUGUCCUUGGAACAGAAGGGAAUUCUGCCCCCGCCUGCUGAACGCAGAGCUGGGCUGGGAGAGAGGCACUGGCCGGGGAGAAGUCGCCAAAGCGGUCCUAGCUGAUCUCCAUCCUGCUUCUCCAGGACACAUGGCUCUUUCCAGCCUUGGCAGCCGGCAGUGGGUGUCACUCAAGGUCCUCCCCAACCUGGGGGAAGAAGACCCUCCUUGGGGAUUUCAGUAGAUGCUGAGGCUGACGACUCAGGCUUUCAGGAGGCCCAUGGAGACCCACUCUGCCCCAGGCUCCCUUCCCAAAACACCCACCCCAGGACCCCCUUGGACUCGAGCCCCCUGGGCCAUCAGAAGAAAUGGCUUCUGAGACCUCAAAUGCCAGAGACCCACAUGCAGCCCUGGCCUCCUAAUCGGUCCCAGACUCGGGACGGGGCUCCGGGUUUUUAGAUGUGCCAGGACCUUCAACAGGCACAAUCUAUGUCCUUCACCCCCUCCCCCACCUGUCCAACAUAAUACAAGACAGGAAGCAGCCAGGGGUCAUGGGUGAGAGGAACACAGAUCCACAGGGACCCUUCCAGGACCUGCUAGCAGCUGGUCCAGCCCUAGCCUCGGUCCCUCACUCUCUCAAGUGUUGAUCAUCUUUUCAGACCCUGUAGGACCUCGGCUGGAUUUAUUGCCCCCUCGGCUCCAAAGGGGACUUCCUGUGGAUCUCCCCUAGGGAGCCCUCUGGUGCUCAGAGGCUCCGGGGAAAGGCUUGAGCCAUGAUACCACGUGCCCAGAAGCCCCACCUUCCGGGGCCCUGGCCCUGAUGUAGCUGUCUUUCGGAGCCACCGACUCUUGAUUCAUGAACACAGCCCCGGCCCCAGUGGGCUCCCUUCAGCAGGGCGGGUGCCAGCUGCCUAAGAUGGGUGACACCUGGUCCCAGCUGCCCUGGCCUGGGCCCCCCCACCCAGCUGUGCUGCUGGUCUCCCUCCUCUUGGCAGCCGGGGCCAUGCGCUCGGAUGCCGGCGCUAGCUGCCCGGUCCUCUGUACAUGCCAUAACCAGGUGGUGGAUUGCAGCAGCCAACGGCUGUUCUCCGUGCCCCCAGACCUGCCGAUGGACACUCGCAACCUCAGCCUGGCCCACAACCGCAUCGCGGCCGUGCCACCCGGCUACCUCACGUGCUACAUGGAGCUCCGGGUGUUGGAUCUGCGUAACAACUCCUUGGUGGAGCUGCCCCCGGGCCUCUUCCUCCACGCCAAGCGCUUGGCACACCUGGAUCUGAGCUACAACAACCUCAGCCAUGUGCCGGCCGACAUGUUCCAGGAAGCCCACGGCCUCGUGCACAUCGACCUGAGCCACAACCCGUGGCUGCGCAGGGUGCACCCCCAAGCCUUCCAGGGCCUGGUGCAGCUCCGAGACCUGGACCUCAGCUACGGGGGCCUGGCCUUCCUCAGUCUCGAGGCCCUGGAGGGCCUGCCGGGGCUGGUGACCCUGCAGAUCGGCGGCAACCCCUGGGUGUGCGGCUGCACCAUGGAGCCCUUGUUGAAGUGGCUGCGGAACCGGAUCCAGCGCUGCACGGCGGAUUCUCAACUGGCUGAGUGUCGGGGGCCCCCUGAAGUCGAGGGUGCCCCACUCUUCUCCCUCACUGAGGAGAGCUUCAAGGCCUGCCACCUGACUCUGACCCUGGAUGAUUAUCUCUUCAUUGCAUUUGUGGGUUUCGUGGUCUCCAUUGCCUCCGUGGUCACCAACUUCCUCCUGGGCAUCACAGCCAACUGCUGCCACCGUUGGAGCAAGGCCAGUGAAGAGGAAGAGAUUUGACGUGGGUGCCUGACAUCUCUCAUGCUGCUGGCCACCACUGCUUCUGACCACUGGACGCUGCUCACUCUGGCUCCAUGGUACCCUGGCCACUUCAUGACCCAAGCAAGGUCAGGAAACCACCUUUGUGCGAGCCUUGACUGUGGGCCAGACACUGUGCCAAAUGGAAAUGUCAGAUGACUCUAACCUAGCCCCUGCCCUCUAGGCUCUUACCUCUAAUAGAAGAGAGAGAUUCAAAAACUAUUCCCUAUAAGACAAUUUGUCAGCACUCUGAGCACAUAGUUAUGAAAGCCCAGAGGAGGGAUCAUCAAUUGUGCCUAGGAAAGUCUAAAAGAAUUACAAGAAUGGAGGCAAUUUGCAAACAGAGUUAUCAAAAAAUGUCUGCUUUGUCAAGUAGACAAAGAAAGGGGGACAUAAGCAAAUGACGGAGGCCAAAAUAUGCAUGGUGUGUUGAGAACAGUGACCACUCCUCGUGACUUAAGUGUAUAGAGCAGAUGCGGCACAGGACCAAAACUUCCCUCUGACACCCAAUCUUUCCGCUCCUGGAGUUGCCCAACACUGCCUCCUGAAGAAGAGAACACCCCCAUGCCAGCCUCCUAGGUCUCCUGCCAGGAGCUACGAGGUGAGACCACCUCAUAUUGACUGCCUCCCAAACUAAGUCCACCAAAUGCAGCCUGCAAGUGAGGUCCCAGGUACCGAGCUGAGGGUGGACACUUUCGGUGUCCUUUCUCCUACCCUUGUCUCCUGCCUCUCACCUGAGCUUCAGCUUCAGAAGAGGGAAGCAGGAAGUCCAGCAAUUGGGCAGCAAGAGUCUUGGCACCCCGGAACUCCUAAUCUUGUGACUGUUCUUGCCACGGUGCUCCCACCAAAGGAUCUCAUCAAGAAAGUGCACUGUAGCACAAGGGUAGCCAGGACUGAAGGAAUAGAAGGCCACCACAGUUGUGACCAUAGGAGGAUUUGCUCUUUCUUCUGAGCAAUUCACCCAUUUAAGCAUCAGGGUAUGAGAGCUAUUAAUUAAUUACCAAGCAGUUGCCAGUGUCAGGCACUGUGAUAAGCUCUCUCCACAGACAAUUCAUUUUAAUGCAUACAACAAUCUUCUGAGGUAAGCAUUGUUGUUCCCAUUGUACAGAUGAGGAAAUAAAGGUUCAGAGAGCAUUCAAAGUCACAUGUUGCUUAACAAGCAAAAUAAAGUCUGUGUUCUUUCUACCCAAUCCGAGCUGAGGAACAUCACAGUUCCCUCUGAAGUUAUAUAAGUUUGAAUUCGAGUAGUGCUGAUGAAUAAGUGCUCCCAACAAGGGUCAGGCACUCUUCGGGGCACUUUUAAAUUUAUUGACUUAUUUAUUUCAAUUCUCACAGCAACACUGCCUGGUGGUUUUUAUUAUUCCCAUUUUAUAGAUGAAUUAAGUGUAGAGAGAUGAGUAUCUUACCCAAACUUAUCCGGGUACACUCUAGAAGGAAGGUGAUAGGCAGCUCUAUUCAGGGAAACUGUCUAAUCAGUCUGUCAAAAAUCAAGUAACUUGAUGUGUGAAGCUCUAUUAUCACCAUUGUUGCCGUCAUCUCCAACUUUGCCAUCAGCUUCGUCAGCUUCCACCCUGUUUUUGUUCAGCACUGGACAGCUCCUAAAAUGCUGUGGCAUCAUUCUUGACUUUUCACAACCCAUUACUCCUAUUUUACAUAUUGGAAAAUAGAGACUCAAGAGCAGAUGUGACUUGCCAAAGCAGUAAAGCUGGGACUCAACUCCAACUCGGUUCUCUCUUCAGCUUUCCCAGGUGUUUGGGAAACAGAAUGCCCAGGAUGGCUGGGUAGUAGGGCCCUCGGAUUCAGCAGCCAUGAACGUCCAGUAUGUCAGCUAAAUAAAAGGCAGUAAAACCCAGCUCCUUCACAGAUUUAGAUGUUCUCACAGUAGAGCAAUUGGAGCCUCUGAAACACAGGAGCAGCACAAAUAGCACAUGAAUAGGAGUCAUCUGCCUUGCAACGUGCAAAUAACACAUUAGAACUGGUGGCCUUGGUGGAAAUCAUGCAAAAAAGAAGUUCUUUGGGAAACGAGAGAUGAAGCUGUGCUAACCCCUCCUACUCAAGCCCUGCUGUGUUGUGUUGCAAGAGAUACAAUGGUUGCAGGAGAGAUGGGGUGAGAACCUCAGCAGGACAGAGGAGGACAUUAAGGCACAGUCCCAACAUGUUGGUAAGGCUGGCCAGGAUGAAGGUUAAAAACAGGGGCUUUCUACCUAGUCCUCAGCUCCAACAAUUUUGCAUCGUCCCAUCCUCCUAGGAAAGGAAUAAAGAAAAAUAACAUGUCAUCUUCCAAGAAGUCUUCCCUUACUCAUGCUUCCUUGAGCUAGUCAACCAAAAGAGCACCCAGAAAGUUUGCUGGACCUGGGGUACUUGAACCUCGUAUCUCACAACAUCUGAGCAAGGCCCCCACUCCUGUGACAUCUGGAGCAGAACUGUGCCUGCUCUCUUCUUCCACUCUGCCCAAGGACAGAUGGACUGGGGCUGCUCUUUACCAAUCAAGCUAAUAGCCUAAUGUACUUGGGGUGAAACUUUUAGAAAUAAUAGUCUUGACACAAAUAGUUAAACCUCCCAUAGAGGGGCACCAUAUACAUCUAUUAUAAUCUCCUAGAGACUCUUAUUUGCUGAAAUAUAGUUAAUAUAUUUUAAGAUAUGUACCUUUUUUGCAUAGAACUAGAACCAAACAAGAUUCCAAAUGCCCCUUGAAUUCAAAUGUCCUUUCUAAUGAGAUUAUUUGGUCCCUGUUAAUGGCACACCUUUCUGAGUAGGAUACAUGGCUUUUAAAGAACACAUUCCUCUCCAGCUACUAGAAGGUCCCCAGUUAACUAAAGCACAAUGAUAAAACUCCCCUACCACCAAGGAAUUCCAUUUCUCCCACCACCAUCUUGCACAGGCAAUCAGAAGCAAGCUUCUAGAAGCACACUUCUCUGGAGGUAAUCUAACUGCCCAAUUGGAAAUGUUCACACAACCCUUCUGACCAAGAAACCAUGAUGGUAUCCCUAGAAGUCUUGAGUAAGUUUUUCCAGACUAGUUAACACGUAAAUGUUGUGGUAUCUUUGAGUCCAUGUGUCUGUUCAUGAGGUUCCAUAUAUGUUGGGUAUCUACUGAUACGGGGACAACUUCUCUGGAACUUGAGUUCAUUUCCCUGACAUUACUCAACCAUCUCUUUAUUGCAUCACUUGAUACACUAAUAUGGAAUCACAUUAGGGCUGGGUUAGGUAUAGCUGCUCAGAAAAAUAUAAAAAGAGAAAAAUAUGUAGCUGAGGCAGCCCAGCCACAGCCUGACUGCUUCCUUCUGUUCUCUAUCCCUCAGAGAUUUGUCCUCAUCACAGAAUCUUCUUUCAUGCUGGGUCUGAGGAUAUCAAAGUUUAACUAACCAACAGAGCUGUGACAGUCAAAGUCUGGGCCAUGAAAAUUGUUUUUUAGAAAAGACCCCAAUCUGCACCACAUCACUCUGGACCAGUUGCUUCUGGUCACUCUCAGACAAUCUCUCAUCUGUUUCUCCAUUCCUUUAGGGAUUACCAGGGAAUCCUGCAAAAAUAGGUCCCCAGAGUUGAUACAGUUUGCUAGCUUCUCUCAAGGAAGAUGGCAUAUGGAAUUUGAACAAACCAAGAGAGGCAUUUCUCUUCAACCAUCAGGAAAGACCUACAACCUCCAUUUUCCUUGUAGAUGUCUUUGUUGAUAUUGCUCUGACAUUCUUUUAAGCUCUGGAAGAGUAUAAGGAGACAUCUUUGCUCAUCCCUCAGAAGAAAAUUUUCCCAAAGCUAGAGAAACUUGUCUGCUCUACCCACCUCAGAAGGAGGCAAAAGGGAAGCAAAGGAGGCAAAUUGCAAGGUCUUGUGUAAAUCACCACCAUGUUUGCCACAGCUCUGGAUAGAGAGCUCUGGAUCCACUGAGCUCUCAGUUUUUCUAAACACUGUCCUGUGGAAUGCUGAUGUCUGGGGGUGGGAGGGUUAGGGAGGGGUGGGGAAGGGGAAGAUGCCAACCUUUGUAUGGAGAUGAUUUUAUAACCAUGCACUUUUGUAACUGUGAAGACUUUUUCAUAAAUGUACAUUAAUAAUAAAGAGUGUAUAGUUUAA